Zootermopsis nevadensis is the source of this 5338-nucleotide messenger RNA. Its product is annotated as serine/threonine-protein phosphatase PP1-beta catalytic subunit. The record is from RefSeq and is a predicted model, not a curated record. Gene Ontology annotation, cellular component: nucleus; cytoplasm. Gene Ontology annotation, molecular function: protein serine/threonine phosphatase activity. Lineage: Eukaryota; Metazoa; Arthropoda; Insecta; Blattodea; Termopsidae.
UAUGUUGCUUAUUUCUAGACUAAACCACAGUAAACAUGGCGGACAUUGAUUUGAACGUCGACAGCCUUAUCCAAAGACUCCUGGAAGUAAGGGGAUGUCGCCCAGGGAAGUCCGUGCAGAUGACCGAAGCCGAGGUGCGAGGACUGUGCCUCAAAUCUCGGGAGAUUUUUCUACAGCAGCCAAUACUUCUUGAAUUGGAAGCACCUUUGAAAAUUUGCGGUGAUAUUCAUGGUCAGUACACUGACUUGCUGCGUCUGUUUGAAUAUGGUGGUUUUCCACCUGAAGCAAAUUAUUUGUUUCUUGGAGACUAUGUAGACAGAGGCAAACAAUCUCUUGAGACAAUCUGUCUCCUGCUAGCCUACAAGAUAAAAUAUCCUGAGAACUUCUUCCUACUCAGAGGAAAUCAUGAGUGUGCCAGCAUCAACAGGAUAUAUGGAUUUUAUGAUGAAUGUAAACGCCGCUAUAACAUAAAAUUAUGGAAAACGUUCACCGAUUGCUUCAAUUGUUUGCCAAUUGCGGCCAUUAUUGAUGAAAAGAUCUUCUGUUGCCAUGGUGGACUGAGUCCAGAUCUACAGGGCAUGGAACAAAUUCGACGAAUCAUGCGACCAACUGAUGUCCCAGACACUGGAUUGUUAUGUGACUUGUUAUGGUCAGAUCCUGACAAGGAUGUCCAGGGUUGGGGAGAGAAUGAUCGUGGAGUCUCAUUUACAUUUGGUGCAGAUGUUGUCAGCAAGUUUCUCAAUCGACAUGAUCUUGACCUCAUCUGCCGGGCACACCAGGUUGUGGAAGAUGGUUAUGAGUUUUUUGCAAAACGCCAGUUAGUGACACUGUUCUCAGCUCCUAAUUAUUGUGGAGAGUUUGACAAUGCUGGUGGCAUGAUGUCAGUGGAUGAGACACUUAUGUGCUCAUUUCAGAUCUUAAAGCCAUCAGAGAAGAAAGCCAAGUAUCAGUACAGUGGUAUGAACUCUGGACGACCAUCCACCCCACAAAGGAAUCCAACCAAGAAGAAAUAACUUGUUUCCAAUGAAGGUGCAUCAGAUUAAUCUUUCAGAUAAAGAGAAGACUACUAUUACAUCUAUUUUCUAUUUACAGUAACUUGUAAUCUGUGAUGAUGAUGAUAUUUUGCUAUGAAGAGUGAAAAAAAAAUCCCCCCCCCCUGUCCGCAGCCCUUAUGUGUAAAGGAACUACAUAAGCACUUGUACAAAUCUCUGUAUCUUCAUUCCCAUGGUCCUUCCACUUCAGUAAGUGCCAUGCCUUUCCUCUUUUUCUUAUUUGUUGAUCAUUAGUGAACUAAAGGUUCUAACUGCAUUGCACUAAGCAGGAAUUCAUUAUAAUGUUACUACUUAAGCAUUUGUUACAUAUAUAUAUGAAGAAGGUGAUUUGAAAAACCACCAUGAGGCUAAUUCAGUAAUGUUAAUUUACGUGAGGGAGGAAUGCUGGUGGUAGUGUUAUAUCUUUGUGAGCUUUUUAAAUUAUUUACAGAAUAAUUAUUUGAUUUAAAUGAGUACCAUUUGUGUCACUUUUAAGCCUUGCCCAAAGUUGUUAUUAUUGUACAUAAUUCUGUUUAUAAAUCUGUAUUUGUUCAUGGACUAAAGUAGGAAUUCUGAGUACUUAUAAUAGAGAGACAAAAUUAACAUAUGAAGUGUUUGUAAACAUGUCCUAUAUGAAUGUGAAAUAAUGAAUGUUUCUUUUCUUCAUAUCUUGUCUUGAGUCAUUUCUCUGAUGCACAUUGAAUUUUACCUUGAAGGGGGAAUCACAGACAAGUGUCUCUGCACAUAUGAAAGUGUUACAGUUGAUUUUCAUGUAAAAGGUAUGUAUAUUUUUUAAGAUAUAAACAUUCCUUACUUGAAAUAAUAAUAAAAGUAAGGUGAGAAAGGAAAGCACUCUUAUCAGAGUAGUGAUGAAAGAAGAGUACCAGAUAAUUGAUUCAUAGCUGUAAACUUUGCUGUCAUUUCCAAAAUUAAAUAUCUCUACAUCCUUUUCAUUGUUUUAUGGUAUUGUUAUUGUAAGUGCUCCUUCAUUUCUUAAGUAAUCAGUUUGAUGAUCAUUUUCUAUACAUUGCAUUGUCAGUAUGGUAUAAGUAGGUACUUGUUUUAUUUCCUUCUAGAGACACCUACAGAUGAUAAUAAGUCAGUAUCCUCACUUAAUAUCACACACUAUAACUAUUUAAACCUGUUCCUUACUCAUUCAACUUGCAGUAUAAAGCCUCUAUAAUUUAUAUUUUUCGUCUUUCAAGGUAAUUUUAAAUGACUUUUUUGAACAUGUAGCUGUUUGAACUGCAUCAUUAAAUAAUAAUUAUAAUUAUUUUUACAGACUUAAGUUAGUUUAAUAUAACUGAAAGCAGGCUCAUGUGAACAUAGUAAUGAACUUUUGGGUUCCAUAAAAUGCAGGGUAUUUCUUGGCUAGCUGUUCGAUUGCAGCUUUUCAAGAAGGAAUCUGAUUCAUGGAGUUAGUGUCAGUGUGAAAUUUUAAUGGGCAUGUGUUUUUACUAGCGUUUGUAAAUGGUCUGGAUUAGUUAAACCUUGACAAGAUCAUUAACAAGGAUUCUGUUUUAAAAUUUAUAAGAAGAAGCUUGAAGCAACAUAUUCAGAUGAAACUUACAUAAUCAUAGUAAAUUAUUCAUUUUAGUGUAUGACACAAGCCUUCUAUUUUUUUUUCUCCUUCCUUCUGCUAUAGUGUGCAUGUAAAGGGAACAGAUGAAAUAUAAACUGUUUUGGUCUUUCAAACUUGAUGGGGCAUUUCAUUGGUGCUGACACAGGUGUGUGUGUUAUCCUGUUGUGCAUUCUGGUCACAAUAUUGUUAAAGUCAUCAAAAGAGAUCAUAGUGGAGUGGACAUGUAGUUCAGAUAAAGAAAAUACAGGAGGUAGGAGAAAUUAUUGGAUUAUAUCCAUUUGGAAGACUGAGAAUGUAGAGGUUCGGAGUUGACUUAUAUAUAUAGACUGGGCAAGGUUAAUCCCAUAAGUCUGUGUUUAUGAAGAUGUGGUAAAUAUAUAUUUAAUGAAGUUAAUAAACUAUUUUGUAUGCUACAUGCUUAGUUUUUCCCUUUGAUGUACUUGGAAAAUGUAUUGAGUUUUAAAAAAGUUGGCCUAUCACAGGUAAAAUACAGUCACUUGCAUAAGUGUUAAAUUUGUAUUCUGUUUAUAAAUAUGGCUUAUAUUAGGAUGUACAGAUAAUUAUAUUUAGUAUAUUUAAAUGAAUUCCAAAUUAAAAUGUUUAAGAGAGAAAGUUCUGGCUUAAAAACACAUUUUGUUUGGUAUCUUGUGUGUUUAUUUAUAUUCCAAUGUGUUUUAAAAUUACUUUGCACAUUUACUUUUGCAUGUCACCAAAUCCAGGUUACAAGAAGAAAUAUUGUAAUCAUAAUAAUUUAUUUUAUUUAGUGACGAUAAAUAUACACAAAAAACAUUGAUUUAACAGUAAAAAAUGAACAUUGCCUCAUAUUUUGUUCACUGACAAAAGAAAUUACAUGUGCAAAACAUUUAUUUUUUUGUACUUUGGUUAUGUUAAAAUGCUGCUUCAGUUGCAAGAAUCGCAUACUGUCAAGUGAAUCAAGAAGGAUGUGGAAGGAACCAGCCAUGGUCUGUUUUAAAGUACUGCAUGUUUUUCAGCUGUAAUAUUUAAUUUCUGUAUGGUUGUAAGUAUAUGUAUUGGACUUGCUUGUAGGUUUUGCUUUUCAUUGUUGAUAAUUGUAAAUAAAAUGGGACCAUGUAUUGCCACACAGAUUCUAAAUUAAAAUUCUAAUAUUCACUGUUAACCACCUGACACCACAAUGAAGUCUUCUUGAUGGAUUGGCCAUGUAAUUGUAGAGUUUCAUUCAAACAUUUCAGAGACUGUCUCUUCUUAUCAUCAUGUGGUGAGUGACAUGAUUGUCUGUUGUAUCUGUACUCACAACUGGCUCUCAGCAUGUCCUUGUACAUGGACAGCUAAUAUGAACAGUGGGUGGAGUCAAGUGAUAGCUAGCAGUUCAGGCAAAGCAACAGCACACACUGUGUAAUGACUGACCACCUGAUUCUGAGCACUGUUCCUAUUGGCUUAUCUGUGGACAAGCACACAGGGCUCCAUUAUGUGGCAAAUUCAUGGGAAGACUUAUACAUCUGACCCUCUCAUGAAAAUCAUUGUAAAUUCACUCACUGUAUAUGAACUUGUAUUGUUUCUGUCUAGUACUUCUUGCAUGCUUUAGUAAUUACAGUACAUAUUUAUGUCUGGCAGCUUUUUAUUAGAGCAGCUUUAAGAGUUAAUAAAUUAUACAUAAGUGAUCCCUGUUGUUGAUACAGCAUUAUUAAAUUGUACAAGAAUAAAACAUUCUCUGUAUUUGUGGACAAUGGAAAAGAGGUAAUUAAUGCUCAUGGUACAAAACAUAUCCUGACAGUAACACUGCAGAAGGUAGUUUUGUAUUGUUGCAAUAAUGUCAGAGGAAUAAUGUUUUGCACUGUAAUAGUUGUUUCUGACAGCAAAAUGGCAUUGAUUUUCCAAUAUUAGCCAUCAACCAAUGUCUAGAAGUACUAUGUUAUGGAGUUUCAGCUGUAUAAUUUUCUAAGAUUUUUAAGAACAGAAACAAAGAGUGGGAUGAGAAUUGGUUAUUAUAUGCUUUCACUGAGUUUAUUAUAUGUUGGUAAAUAAAGCUUUUUUGGGAGAUGCAGAGGUGUGUAGUCUGCUAUAAGACUGGUAGUAUGGAAAGCCGCAUGAUCGUGGUUAUGGCUCAAGUUCCCAUAAAAGCACAAGUAUGUGUUUUAACUAUAUAAUUUAUUAAAAUAAUACGAGAUAAAAAUUCGCUAAAACUAUUAUUUUCCAUUAAAAUUAUUCAUUGCUGGCUUGUGAUAUGUUCCCCAACAUUGUUCUUCACUGUGUUUACUUUAUGAUAGUUGUAGUAGAGAUCAGAAGAGUAUUGCAGAUCAUUAUAUCCAGGUAUAUCAGUCCAUUCUCAACCUGGUUAGAGUUUCAGAGGCAAGUUUAGUGAGGUGUUAAACAUAACCAUUAUUUGUGACGUCUGCUUAUUUGCAAUGUAAGAUUCAUUUGAAUCAUUAUCCCUUAUCUUUAUUUGUAUUGCAAGAUAAAAGAAUUUGAAGUUGGUUUCACUAAGUUAGGAUAGUUUCCAUAUAGUUUUGACCCAACCCCAUAUGUAUUUUUACCUAUAAAAUUUUAAUUAUUUUUCUGGGAUGCUGUUUUGUUUUAAAAGUCAUUGUCAUAUGUUUAAAAACUAUAUGUAAUAUUGAAGUAGAAUUUGAAUUUCUUGGUUAAAAUAGUGUUUAAGUAUGUUAUAGUGUCAUAUUUUCUGGGGCAUUAAAAAUUAUCUUUGAAUGUGAAAAAUGUUGGAACAAUAAAUUAAUGAGUGUUUAUUUUA